This is a messenger RNA of Monomorium pharaonis (pharaoh ant), 2558 nucleotides long. RefSeq names its product origin recognition complex subunit 4 (gene Orc4). Gene Ontology annotation, cellular component: nuclear origin of replication recognition complex; nucleus. The record is from RefSeq and is a predicted model, not a curated record. Bases 177 to 1532 code for a protein of 451 amino acids. Gene Ontology annotation, biological process: DNA replication; DNA replication initiation. Lineage: Eukaryota; Metazoa; Arthropoda; Insecta; Hymenoptera; Formicidae. The transcript has 6 exons. Gene Ontology annotation, molecular function: ATP hydrolysis activity; DNA replication origin binding; ATP binding.
UGUUACUCCGGCAGAUUCAGUACUCUCGUCCACCGAUCGGGAGAUUUUUCUCUUCAUUACUUUGCGUCGUUCUUCUCACUCAUUGUUCCUCGCAUCGCAAAUACGCGGCUGAAAAAUCCAGGCCCGACGACGCGCUUCUUUUCUGAAGUAAUCUAACAAUAAGACCACUAAGAACAAUGAGCAAGAAGAAAGAUAUGGCAAUUGAUUUUCAAGACAAUAUGAUAUUACUCACACGAAAAUACUUAAAGCGUAAAAUAAUGUGCCCUGAAACAAAGUUCAGGCAUCAUGUCAAUGAACGGUUGCAUGUGCUGGAUUUAGUGAAACGUACUAUUGAGAUAGGCGAAAGCAAUUCUGCCUUGUUAGUUGGACCUAGAGGCAGCGGAAAAACAACGCUUGUUAACAGUGUCUUGAAGGAAUUGUCUGCUUUAAAAAGUUUUAAAGACAACGCGCUAAUAGUGAAUCUUCAUGGACUAGUACACACUGACGAUCGUUUGGCGCUUAAAGAUCUAACUCGUCAGAUGCAGUUGGAGAACGUUGUUGGCGACAAGGUUUUUGGCACAUUUGCAGAAAAUCUAAGCUUCCUUUUGGACUGUCUGAAAUCUGGUGACAAAAACCGCUCGAAACCGGUCGUCUUCGUACUCGACGAGUUUGAUCUGUUUUGUGGACAUCACAACCAAACAUUGUUAUACAAUCUGUUUGACGUUGCUCAAUCUGCACAGGUACCGAUUUGCGUAAUAGGGAUAAGUUGUAGAUUAGAUGUCAUGGAUCUGCUGGAGAAGCGAGUCAAGUCGAGAUUCUCGCAUCGUCAAAUAUUUUUAUUUCCCGGCGACACGUCGUCCUCGGAACAACCAAUGUCCGCGUUCGACGAUCGUCUGGAACUCUUUCGGGACCUCCUCAGCUUACCUGACGAUGAAAAUGUAAAUAAAGUGGAGCAGCAUUACGAUGAUUGUACAAUAGAUCCGCAAUUCGGUUCCAUGUGGAACGACUACAUUAAGAGUUUAAUCACCAAUGUUACGAUGGUGAAUUUACUCAAGAGGAUGUAUCAUAUUGAUGUGAGCGAGAGGAGCUUUAGAAAUUUUCUCGCGGUAGCUGUCUCGACGCUGUCGGAGAAGCAUCAGAAGUUGGAAGUGAAUGAUUUUGUAGAGGCGAGUAAAAUCUUUUCGGAGGACGAUAAAUUGUUGAUACUCGAGGGAUUGUCCAUUUUAGAAAUGUGUUUGAUAAUUGCAAUGAAACAUGAAACGGAGAUUUACGAUGGCGAGCCGUUGAAUUUUGAGGCGGUAUACAAUCGCUAUAUCAAGUUUGCAAACCAGAAUUCCUCUAUACAAUCUGUCCAGAAACCAGUUAUCAUGAAAGCUUUUGAGCAUAUCAAGAACUUGGAGAUCUUGCUGCCAGUUGGAAAUACGAAUACAAAGUUCGAAAAAGAAUAUCAAUAUUACAAAUUUACAUUGACAUCGCAGCAAGUUAUUGAGGCUGUGAAAAAUUACCCAGGUCUUCCCACCGAAGUUUCUCAGUGGGCGGUAAGCAGUAUAUAAUAACGAUAUAGUUUCAAGUAUUCAACCUGUUGUGUUCCAUAAAAACUACACAGUAAUUAAUAAGUUUCUAUUCACGUAGCGACGUAUUUAUAAACUGAAAUUAGACAUAGAUAUUUAUUGCUCUAAUAGAAGUAAUAUACUUGGAAUAGUGUAGAAGUCGGUAGUGUGCUAAUCCUUAGAUACAUUUUUAUAUGUUGAACAUAAUUAUUAAGCUCAUCUCCAUACUCGUAAUUAAUGAUUACUAUGAAAACGAAAUACUGUACGAAGAAAAAUUACAAAUAUGUGACAUUUCAUCGACAUAUUAUGCCCUCCAGAAAAUGUGUGAUACUCUAGUCUUACAUCUCUAGAAUAUUGCUAUUCAUUUAUAUAUCAAAUAUUCAGUUAAAAUUUCUAAAUUUAAUUUAGAAAAUUUUUUAAAGUAUCAAUUACACAUCAUUUAGAAUAAAAAAAUUAAAAGACCACAAAAAUACAAUGAAAUUGUAAAUAUCUUCGAUAUGUAUCAGUACAAUAUCCAAAAGGGAAAAGGAGGGAAUGAUAUUUUGUGAAUAUAUAUUAAAUAUAACGGCCAUCAGGAACAAUUCCUGCCUGCAAUAUACGAAGUAGAGUAUCUGAUAUACACAUUUUCGACAUAUGAUAAAUAAUGGAAGAAGAUGCAUAAAUAUUUAUCGAAAUAUUUUAUUUCCUGUAAGAACUCGUAUUAUCUUAUCGAGUGUCAUGAAUGAUUAGAUAAUUUAUUCGACUGAUAUUUGUGCCACUGGUUAAGCAUCGUGUUAAGAUUCAGUUUGUCUGUGAUCGAUUUAACAUGUCCAUUUAUCUCUGUGUCGUGUGUGCGCGUGCAUGUGUGUCCGCGAUCAAUAUUUAUGUGUAAAUGCGUAAAAAAUCGAGUAUUUAUUAGGAAACUUAUAUCUUUCGUGCACACGCACACGCACACACAUAUCAUUCGGACGUAUUAGAAUGUGAAGAAAUUAGAAUGUGUGCACGUGUCUAUGUUUAUACAUUUAUAAUAAAUUUACAUCUUUGACAAAG